Molecule: messenger RNA, 731 nt
Organism: Aquila chrysaetos chrysaetos
Lineage: Eukaryota; Metazoa; Chordata; Aves; Accipitriformes; Accipitridae
Gene: NDUFB3
Product: NADH:ubiquinone oxidoreductase subunit B3
Exons: 4
Coding region: 325-621 (98 amino acids)
Biological process (GO): electron transport chain; mitochondrial respiratory chain complex I assembly
Cellular component (GO): mitochondrion
Source: RefSeq, a predicted model, not a curated record
CUCCGCCAGAGUCGGCGGCGCCGCUCCGUGUGCGGGACCUGCCUCGUUAAACGGCGACGGGAGUGCUGCGAGCAGCAGAGAGCUGGGCAGCGGCCUUGCUGCCUUCGCCAAGACAGUGGGAGGAACCGGAACGGAAGCUGCCCGGAACCCUCGUGGCUGGCUGCGCUUCCGUUAGCGGCCGGUCCUCCCGCCGACUUCCGCUUCCGGGUGGCGGCUGCGUCCUGAAGGAGGGUCAGAGAGCGGGCAGCUGGGGGUCUGCAAGAGUUACAGGCUUCGAAGCCGUGUUCUUGGCACCAUUGCAUCCCAGUCAACUCUCCUAAAAGUAUGGGGCAUGGAAAUGAACACAGCCAUGGCCAUGGCAAAAUGGAACUCCCCGACUACAGGCAAUGGAAGAUAGAGGGUACUCCACUAGAGAAGGUCCAGGAAAGGCUAGCUAAACGGGGUCUUAGAGAUCCGUGGGCUCGCAAUGAAGCCUGGAGAUAUAUGGGUGGCUUUGCAAAACCUGUCACCUUAACAGAAGUCUUUACUAGGGGACUCAAGUGGGGAUUUGCAGCUUUCGUCAUAGCUCUUGGCAUUGAAUAUACACUCUUUCCUCCAAAGAAGAAUGGCGGCCAUCACUGAAGAUCAAAUAUGACAACUUAAUACUUCCUAAUUACUAAGCUGAAACAUACAUAAGCCUGCUGCUCACUCUGUACUUACAAUAUGUGCAUUAAAGUCUAUCACAGGCAAAA